AUGAAGGGUAUGUGGGAACGCGCUGGAGAUAAAGAAAGUGUUGACAGUGGAAAUGGUCCAUCAAUGCAUAGUAACGGUUCCGUUGGGAAUGACAGUCAUUUCAUGUCAAUGGAGGACGACUCAAAGGAAGCUACUUCCGCAUCGUCACGCCGGUCCUUUUUGAAGAAGCAAACGUCGUCAUCAUCCAAUUUUGGUACAAAGGAGAGUCGAGCUAUUUCGCUUUUGAAGGGUGCUGUUUUCGUUGUUGUAUUGCUGGCUGUUUCCGCGGUUGCAGCGGCAACAUACGUUAACAUAACAAUGGAAGAAAGAGACAAUUUUGAAGAUGCGUUUGGAGGGAAUGCUGCACAAAUCGUCAGUAUUUCACGUCAGAAAGCCACACAAGUAUUCAGCGCACUGGAUGUUUUGUCCACGAUCAUUUCCUCUGAAGCUGGUGCUUCAAAUACGACUUGGCCCUUGAUCUUCGUACCAGAUUGGUCUAUCCAUGCAGAAAAACUGGGGCGUCUCAUGGGAGAAAAUAUUGAGCUAUCCUUUGCACCCAUUAUUCAGGAAUCAGAGAGAGAAUUAUGGGCAAAUUUCUCACAAGAAACCGCCCCAAGAUGGUAUCGGGAGUCGAUCGAAAACGAAGUGAAAGAUACAACAGUCAAAGAUCUGAUGACAAAGACACUACCCUACAUCUUCUACUAUGAUUUUCGGAAUGGAUUUUCCCCUACCCGUGUUACUAGAAGUGGGGUUACGCUGCCGGUAUGGCUUUCCUAUCCCUUGAUAUCUGAGAACUCCAUUCCUCUUAUGGAGACGAAUUUGGACCUACUUACAACACCAUUCGCAACCAAUCUAUUCAAUGCCCUUAGCGCAACAAAGAGCCCGGUUGUUGGAGUGACUCAAGUACUCACAGAUGCGAAGACUUCUGUCGCCGAAGGGUCCAUCAUGCAACCAGUGUUUGAAAGAGCUGGAGGCAAAACCGAGAAUCAGACUUUGGUUGGCGUUGCAUUGCUAAAGCUGAAAUGGAUUGACUACUUCGAGAAUUUACUGGUCGAAGGCAACAAUGGUAUCGUAAUUGUACUUCGGAGUACCUGUCCCAAUCUCGACAGCAACGGACAAGAAGAAGUGAUUGGGCUGUUGUCGUAUGAAGUGAACGGGCCGAACGUCACGUUUCUAGGAGAGUUUGACGCCCACGAUUCCCAAUAUGAUAAUUUGGAGAUAUCGGAAAGACUAAUUGAUCUUCAAAUCGACAGGACCAAACUGCCACCUGGAAUAUGUGUGCCGACGCUGAACCUUCAACUUUACCCGACCAAAAAUCUCGAAAAGGCAUUCCAAACAAACAAAGCAGCAUAUUUUACAACCGGAGCUGUGCUUGUCUUUGCCUUAACCAGCACUCUCUUUCUGGUAUAUGAUUUCUUUGUGAGACGAAGGCAACGCAAAGUCAUGAAAAGAAUAGCAAGGCAAGAGCUCAUCGUUUCAAAUGUUUUCCCCACAGCCAUUCGAGACCGUCUAUACAACCAACAGCAAGAAAAUGGAAAGGAAGACAAAGACGACGACAGCCAGCAUUCAUUGGAUCCAUUGGGUGUUGAUAAACCGGGUAGCAGGUCUGGAGCGCCAAUUGCAGACCUAUUUCCCAACACAACAAUUGUCUUUGCUGACAUUUCUGGUUUCACUGCGUGGUCAUCUGCAAGAGAACCACAGCAAGUCUUCACCUUGCUCGAGACCAUUUAUGCAACGUUUGACAAAGUAGCCCAUCGGCAUGGAAUUUUUAAACUUGAGACUGUAGGCGAUUCGUAUGUGGCAGUUGCAGGAAUCCCCGAGCCCACUGACCAACACGCGGUGAUUGCAGCAAGAUUUGCUCGAGAUUGCAUGAAGAAGAUGCAAGAGACGGUGCUGAAGUUGGAAGUCACGCUGGGUCCUGACACAGCAGACUUAGAUUUGCGAGUAGGCAUUCACAGUGGUCAAGUCACUGCCGGUGUAUUAAGAGGUGAACGAAGCCGCUUCCAGCUUUUCGGUGACACUAUGAACACGGCAUCGCGAAUGGAAAGUAGCGGACUGCCUGGUCGUAUCCAGCUAACUAAGGAAACCGCAGACUUGCUAAAUGAAGGAGGACUAUCCGCAUGGGUAGUACCACGAAGCCAAAAGAUCUUAGUAAAGGGAAAGGGGGAAAUGCAAACCUAUUGGAUCCGAAAGAGGAAGCUUCUGAAACUAUUUCACAACAGCAUGGACUUGGUGGCUCUCGACGAAACGGUGGAAACCGAAGUGGACAACGGUUAUGAUGAUGACGUUUUCGACCCUGAUAAUAUCGCUGGGAUGACCAAGACAGACCGUCUAGUCGAAUGGAAUGUGGAAUUGCUUGCGUCGCUGCUGCAGCAAAUCAUUGCGUCAAGAGAAGGGUCUGUUGAAAAACAGCUAUCGCAACGAAGUCUACUAAAGGCGGGCAACGUUGAGACUGGACGCACCGUGCUGGACGAGUUUGUGCCCAUCAUUCCGUUGAAGCGAUUCGAUGCGGAUGAGCUCAAGGCGCGACGGAGGCCCAGCUCGAUUGACAUAGGAGAAGAAGCGAAGUCACAGCUUCGGAGCUAUCUCUCCAGUAUUGCUUCCAUGUACAAAGAUAAUCCAUUUCACAACUUUGAGCAUGCUUCGCAUGUUACAGCGUCUGUGAAAAAACUGCUGAAGCGCAUUGUGUCAGUUGAUGAAAACGGAGCAUUUGGCAAACAUGAUCUACCGCCGGAAAAGAGGAUGGAUUUGGUCGAUUUGGCGGGACACUCAUAUGGCAUCACAUCGGACCCAUUGACUCAGUUUGCGGUCGUCUUCUCAGCGAUUGUUCAUGAUGUAGACCAUCCUGGUGUUCCGAAUGCUCAGUUGGUGAAAGAAAGUACUAGAGAUGCAAAAUUCUACAAAAAGUCGGUGGCGGAACAGAACAGCGUGGAUUUGGCUUGGACAAUGCUUAUGCAAGAGGAGUAUCAUGAGCUACGCUCUUGCAUCUAUCAGACAGAAAACGACUUGAAACGAUUCCGCCAACUGGUGGUGAAUACGGUGCUGGCAACUGAUAUUGUUGACAAGGAACUUCAGGCGCUACGCAAGGCGAGAUGGGAAACUGCCUUCUCGGGCACUUCAAACCUCGAACGGGAUGUAGACAGCGAGGAUCGCAAGGCCACUAUUGUUAUUGAGCAUUUGAUCCAGGCAUCAGACGUAGUGCACACAAUGCAGCAUUGGCACAUUUACAAAAGCUGGAACGAAAAGUUCUUUUGCGAGUGCUAUAAAGCCUACAAGUCUGGCCGGGCGGAUGUUGACCCAAGUAUCAACUGGUACAAAGGAGAGAUCGGCUUCUUUGACUUUUAUGUGAUUCCUUUGGCGAAGAAGUUGGAUGACUGCGGCGUUUUUGGGGUAUCAUCGCACGAGUAUUUGAACUAUGCAACGGCGAACCGGGACGAGUGGAUCCGAGACGGUGAAGAGCUUGUGCAGGAUUUUUUGAGAGUCAAGAUUGAUGAACAAAGCGACCAAAUGGCAACGAAGUUUGAAGUUGCACAGUUUCCACUGCUCCUAGAGAAAGUUACAGUAAAACAUAUUUGCCUAUUUUAA
Messenger RNA from Cylindrotheca closterium, 3564 nucleotides. Lineage: Eukaryota; Bacillariophyta; Bacillariophyceae; Bacillariales; Bacillariaceae. The record is from the annotation of a GenBank genome assembly.